AGAGCCGGAUGUGGGAUUGGUGGCCGGGCCAGCGCCGGGCCCCAUAUCCCCGUGGCAGGGCGGGGCUGUCCCGGGUUUAGGGGCAGUUUGGCCUCCGGCGUUCUCGCUGGCCGCCUGCGCGCGCGCGCGGAGCCGCCCGCCCGGGCCCCGUGUCAUUGGCGAAGGAGACGAUGUCUCACUGCAGCGGCGCUUCCCGCCUCCUGGGCCGCCUCCUGCUCUUGCAGCAGAAUGGAGUACGUCACUGUUCCUAUUCAGCCACACGGAAAAAUCUUUAUAUCAAUAAAAAUACAAAGGUUAUCUGUCAGGGUUUUACUGGCAAACAGGGCACCUUUCAUAGCCAACAGGCAUUGGAAUAUGGCACCAAACUAGUAGGUGGAAUUUCCCCAGGGAAGGGGGGCAAAACUCAUCUGGGCCUGCCAGUCUUUAACACCGUGAAAGAGGCUAAAGAACAAACAGGUGCCACUGCCUCCGUUAUAUAUGUGCCUCCUCCAUUUGCUGCUGCUGCAAUUAACGAAGCUGUUGAUGCAGAAAUCCCCUUAGUUGUGUGCAUUACAGAAGGUAUUCCACAGCAGGAUAUGGUUCGGGUUAAACAUAAACUGAUCCGUCAGGAUAAGACUCGACUAGUGGGCCCAAAUUGCCCUGGAGUCAUCAAUCCUGGAGAAUGCAAAAUUGGUAUCAUGCCAGGCCACAUUCACAAGAAAGGAAGAAUUGGUAUUGUGUCAAGGUCUGGCACCCUGACGUAUGAAGCUGUACAUCAGACGACGCAAGUUGGAUUAGGACAGUCCUUCUGUGUUGGGAUUGGAGGAGAUCCCUUCAAUGGAACUAAUUUUAUUGACUGUCUUGAUGUCUUCCUGAAGGAUCCCCAAACAGAGGGGAUAAUAUUGAUUGGUGAGAUUGGAGGCAAUGCUGAAGAAGAUGCAGCAGCGUUCUUGAAGGAAAAUAAUUCCAGUCCAAAUGCCAAGCCUGUAGUGUCAUUCAUAGCUGGUCUGACUGCUCCUCCUGGCAGAAGAAUGGGUCAUGCUGGGGCAAUCAUUGCUGGGGGAAAAGGUGGCGCUAAAGAGAAAAUUGCUGCUCUUCAAAAUGCUGGCGUUGUUGUCAGUAUGUCUCCUGCUCAGCUGGGUAGCACUAUACACAAGGAGUUUGAGAAGAGGAAACUGCUGUAAAACCCCUGGAACAUUGUCACAGAAAAGUCAAGACCGCACCUUGCCUCUAUAUAUCUGUCGUCCACUAAUCUUCAGCUGCCUGAAUGUGACUGAUACUUGGUUUCAAUUUGACUUUAAAGCCAUAAACAUUAUUUCAAUGUCUCCUGCUCAGAAAUGGUCGCCUGAUUGUACAUCAUAGCAAAUUAAUAAAUCUACCACUAAAUUUGAUUUUUGAAUUCCUGAAGCUCAGUGAUUUUUUUUUUUUUCUCAUUGCAAGACAGCAUUUUUUACUUUUAGGAGGAGGAAAAAAAAAAAACCAGCACAACCCUAUCUGGAAGCAUUUGAGCGCAUUUUUAUAGCUUGAGAUUUACAUACUCAUUGCACUCUGAGUUAACGUAGCUUGUACAAAGAUGCAUUGAGUGAGGUAAGUUACCCACUUGGCAAGCGCACACAUUUUAAAAACCAAGCAGUCUUACUUGCUCAUUACUGACUAGUAAAUAGUUUAUCUGAGCUUUAGGCAAAAGUUGAUGCCAUCCCCUGAAUUACUGCUCUUGGAUCCACAGGGUGUGUCCUGCUGAUCCUUGCAGCUGGAUAUGUUGAUAUACGUCCAAUUGUAUUGUUCAGAGCUGCUGAACUAUACAGAGUGUAGCCCCACAUUAGUGAGGGGCUUGUUAUUUUGUGUAACUUCUGGGGAAGGCUUCAGAGUGUUUGUCUUCCUUUUAAUGACAAGGAUUACACUUGUCCAGAGUGGAGCCAGUGCCCCAUAAACGCUUUAAUUGCUAUUUCAGAGUUCUAUUUAUGUUCACAAGAGUUUAAAUCAUAGUUUCCCAUGAAAAUGCAUAUUCAUACUGUGUGUAACUUGGAAAUCAAAUUCUUUCUGCUUAUAUUACUUUAACUUUUCGUCUUUUAACCUUAGACAGAUGGUCCUUUGCUUUGAAUGUUUUGAAAUACUGAUAAUGUUAGGACUUGCUGCAGUAAAAAAAAAAAAAUUCUGAAAACAAACUUGCCGGGGUAUAUUUCUUGUGAACGAUUCACCAGUGCUACAUGCGAAGGUCCUAUCUUACUAUAGGAAUAGAGCAAAUUGAGUGUCUGUAAAUGAGUAUUACAAGUCAUAAUCAGAACUGACUGCAUUUAGGAUGGCUUUCAUUAUAAACAAAUAAAAUCAGCUAGGGAAACCAAAAUUAGCUUCUUAUGUAACAUUUCUUGAAGGAAAAAUGCUAUGUCAUAACAAUUCUCUUCCAAAACCUCAUGUCCUUAUUACUUAAAGCGGUAGUUGUGGUUUUCAGCAGCACACUCUGCAGUUUGUCUUGCUGCUCCAUGGUCAGUGGUGAACAGGUUUUUUAAUGCCACUGUUUCAGGUCUAGGAAACAUCAGUCCUGAAGCACUGGAAACAUACUCUGCCAAUAUCGCCCUGGUAUUUACAAAGUGGGCUGUUAAUUAGGUACAAGUGCAAUAUCCAUCUCAGAUUAGUUUACAAAAGUAACUUGUCCUAAGACUGUCACUGGAUGGUUGAAGGUGGUAUGAGUCGGAUAAAUAGCACGUUUGCACAAGACUUUCAGAAAGACUUUGAGGUUUCUCAAGGCUCUUAAGCAAAGUAGGCAGUCAUGGGAUAAGAGGGAAAGUCCUCUUAUGGAUCAGUCACUGGUUAGAAGACGAAACAAAGGGUAGGAAUAAAUGGUCAGUUUGCACAGUGGAGAGAGGUAAAUAGCUGUGGGACCGGUGCUGUUCAACAUAUUCAUAAAUAAUCUGGAAAAAAGAGUAAACAGUGAGGUGGCAUAGUUUAGACAAUACAAAAUUACUCAAUCGUCAAGUCCAAAGCAGACUGUGAAGAGUUACUGGGUGACUGGGCAGCAAAAUGGCAGAUGAAUUUAAAGAUUGAUAAAUCCAAAGUAAUUUACAUUGGAAUACACAAUCCCGACUAUCCAUAUAAAAUGAUGGGAUCUAAAUUGACUGACUGUUACCACUCAAAGAUCUCAGAGUCAUGGUGGAUAGUUCUCUGAAACCAUGUGUUCCAGGUGCAGCGGCAGACAAAAAUUAACAAUAUUAGUAACCAUUAGGAAAGAGAGAUAAGACAGACAGUAUCAUAAUGCCACUCUCUAAGUCCAUGAAAUGACCACACCUUCAAUACCACAUGCAGUUCUGGUCUCCCCCAUCUCAACAACACCAAAAAAAAAAAGGGGGGGGGAGGGAAGAAGUACAGAGAAGGGCAACAAAAAUGAGGAGAGAUAAAAAGACUGGGUCUGUUCAGCUUAAGAAAGAGAUGAGUAAGGCGGAUAUAAUAGAAGUCUAUAAAAUCUUGAAUAGUGUAAAGAAAGUGAAUAAGGAAGUGUUAUUUACCCCAUCAUGUAACACAAGAACCAGGGAUCACCCAAUGAAAAUAGCAGGUAUAAUAACCAAUGUAAUAAAGUUCUUCUUCACACAACAAACAGUUAACCCGUGGAGCUUGUUGCCAUGAGAUGUGAAAGUCCAAGGUAUAGCUAGGUUUAAAAAAAGAACUGGAUAAUUUCACAGAGGAUCUGUUCAUCAAUGGCUCUUAGCUAAGAUAGUCAGGGACACAACCCCAUGCUCUGGGUGUUCCUAAACCUCUGUCUGCCAGCAGCUGGGACUGAACAACAGACAAAUUGUCCUGUUCGGUUCAUUCCCUCUGACACAGCUGGCACUGGCCACGUCAGAAGACAGGAUACUAGGCUAGAUGGACAAUUGAACUGAUCCAGUAGGGCUGUUCUUAUGUUAGACUUUAGAAUAUUAAUUUCUUAAUUAUUCUUGCUAAUAUGCUGAGUUUGCAACCUAUGCAUGGUUUAAUCUGGAACAUUUGCUGAAUAGGAGAGAAAUUACAGCUAUAAAGUUUCAUUUGAGAAUGUAGGCCUGCCCCUUAACCCAUAAGCUGAGAUGGCUUUGAGACCACUGUACCAGUGACCCCCUAUUAAUAGUUGAGUUGCCUUCAGUGGUGUGCUGGUGCUUCCCGAGGGGCAAUUCUCAGCAGGCAACUACUGCCCAUCUUGCAUGAACUUCCACGCCAUUAGAAAUAUGACAUGCAACGUCCCAGCCCACCUUCGAUGUAAUAAGCUGUCUAUUGGAGACUGAUUCACUAAAGCCUUUUCAGGGGCACAGGCUCCCAUAAAACUAAUGGCAGUUAUCCCGUGACGGAAUGCCACCUCUACUUCUGAAAAGUGGUGUUUUGUUUUUAGAUUGCAUGUGAUCCUGCUUUAACCAUUACAGCACUUCACCACCUGAUACUCACUAGCCAGCCAGGGCCGACUCCAGGCACCAGCUAAAGAAGCAGGUUCUUGGAGCAGCAGUGCAUCCACUAUUGGGGUGGCACGGCCGGGUCUUCAGCAGGAGUUCGGCAGCGGGGCCCCUAGUCCCUCUCUUCCUCUUUGAGCUGCCGCCGAAGAGGAAGAGAGGGAGUGAAGGACCUGCCGCCGAAGAAUGGCGCGGCACCCUUGAGCUGCUGCCGAAGUGCUGCCAAUUGGCUUUUUUUAUUAUUAUUAUUUUAUUUUAUUUUUGUCGCUUGGGGUGGAUGAAAACCUGGAGCUGGCCCUGCAGCCAGCUAGCUGUUCUCCUAAAUAGGACAGCCUCUGCUAGCCCAGAACUCUGCAACACUUACAGACGUGGGUGAAGUGUAUCCUUACCUUGAUAUAGAGCUUAAUUUGUGCAACUGCCUCUGAAGUGAGAGUAUAACUCUGUUAACAAAUGUAAGUUGUCAGCUCCUGCUGCUGUUACAUUGCCUAUGAAAAUGUAUUUCUUUUUAAAUUGCUUCAAGACCGUGGUGUGUUAAUGUUUCAUGUGCUUGUGAAUAAAUACUUUAAAAGGCU
Molecule: messenger RNA, 4957 nt
Organism: Malaclemys terrapin pileata
Lineage: Eukaryota; Metazoa; Chordata; Testudines; Emydidae
Gene: SUCLG1
Product: succinate-CoA ligase GDP/ADP-forming subunit alpha
Exons: 9
Coding region: 171-1163 (330 amino acids)
Biological process (GO): tricarboxylic acid cycle
Cellular component (GO): mitochondrion; succinate-CoA ligase complex (ADP-forming)
Molecular function (GO): succinate-CoA ligase (ADP-forming) activity; succinate-CoA ligase (GDP-forming) activity
Source: RefSeq, a predicted model, not a curated record